CCCGUAGAACCGAGAGAGAGCCCGGAGAGCAAGGAUUUCGUUGUUCGCGCGUCUCGCAGACAUGUCGGAUCAACCGGGAUUCACGGCCGCCGGAAGAUCUCUCUCGCGUCCUCGAGUAUUCGCCGCGGGUCUCGACGGACGAGCUUAACCGCGAUAUUCUCGGGAAAAUUCGAGUGUUUCUCGGCCCGGUGGUCUUACACGAAAGCCAAACGGGGCUAAACGCGAAACGAAAAGAAUUGUGACCGUGCAACGGGGAUAUCGAUACCGUUCCAAGGAUAACCAUCGAUUCCGCCUCGAUCCAGGGAUCUCGAUCGGCUGGUCGCCGUGCAGAGUACGUCUCGCUUGUCCGCCGACAAGGACACGGAACGGAGAAAAGGACAACGGUCCAUCUCGCGGAGGAGAAGUGGGCCGGUCGGGCCCGGGGCCCGAGGCUAUAGGCCAGCCCGAGUUUCGUCGCGGAGAGGAUCCCGACCUCUUCGAUAUAUAUCUCUCUCUCUCUCAAGACAAACAGACAGAGAGAGAGAGAGAGAGAGAGAGAGAGAGAGAGAGGACACACCUGAAGAAAGAACCGACUUUUCGGAGGAUGAUUCAUCGGUCGCCUCGUUGAGCGAGCGGUUCGCGCUUCGAUCGGAAGCGAGCGCGAGCUUAGACGGCUCGGUGGAGGAGCGGCAUUAGAAGGAGUAGGAGGAAGUUGAGGAGAAGGAGGCCUCGAAGGAGAUCGAAGCGAGCAUGUGAGACGGGUCGCGGGCUCGAACGACCCGAAGACAAAGAAGCACCGCGGCGGAGGGGGCCGUCGAUCGGCGGAUGAAUUGAAUAGUCGGAGAGAAGUCGGCGAGAGGAGUCGAGGGAGAGAUAUCGUCCUGCGAGGGUGAUUCCGGUGUCCCUGCCGGAGAUAGGAACAGAUACGGGAAUAAGUGGCGGAGCCAAGAUGAGCAGACGAACCGUGCCGCCGGCUGGGCUAAACUCCUGCGAGAGGAUCAGGCCGGAACGACCGAGGAACCCCAUCCAGAGGCUCGUCUGGGGUCCCGGCUCCCAGUUCCAGGUCGGGCAAAUCGGCUUGCCCGAGGACGAGGGCUCGAAUCCACGGAUGGCACUCAGAAGUCUGCUGCGAUUGUACGAGGGAAGACAAUACCGCGAGGCGGCCAGUUUCCUCGCGAAGCUGCCGCACUACACCCUGAGGGCCACCCUGCCGGACAUUCCGGUGGACCUGUUGAUCGAAACGCUGCCGCACAGUCUGGCCCUGCUCGAGGCGCUUUACACGAGGCUGGUCGAGCUGAACGUCAGCGACGCGAAGGUGCUGCGUGUCGAGCAGGUGCUCUGGAAGAUCGUGCACCUGAUCUCCGUCAGCCAGGAUCAUUUUCGUCUGAGGAUCUGGUGCAAGCUGCUGGUGGCGGUCGGCAGAUUGGCGCCGAACGCGCGGAGCACGCUGGUCGCGAGGAGAAGGGCGCUGGAGAGGGCCGUGGAGGGCCUCGGCCGGCACGGGCUCGUACCCUCGGCGCAGCUCUGCAACCCCGAGACCGGGGCCGCGUCGAAUCUUCUUCCGCUUCCGGUCGCGUUGAAAGAGGUGCUCGAGACCAGGAUCGACGCGUACAAGCUGGCCGUGCACAAGAUCGAGAGCUUCGGGAAGCACGCCAGAACGCACAAAGCGGACCACGGCGUGCAGGCGGCCUCGCACCAGCGGCAACUUUCGCUCAAGUACAGCGAGAUCCAGCAACGGCUGAUCGAUAAUCAGAGCCUGCUGAACACGUUGGAGAAAGUCGGCGACCCGAGCUGCUUAGAAAGUCUGCUGUCGGAGCUGAAGCGCAGGGUCGAGCAGGACAAGGAGGCGCUCAGACAAUGGACGGCCUUGAGGAAUUCGACGCUCGCAGGGGACACGAAGAACCCGCCGCUGGCCGCAAGGCUGUUGCAGUUCUCCAGGGGAUGCGAGCUCGCGCUGCAGCUGAUGACGCAGGACACCAAUUUGCAGGUAUUCCAAUUGGACGAGAAUCUGGCGGACGACUACGAGGAGGAAUCCAGCAGCAGCGCGGGCUAUCACACGGACGAGAGCUGCAGCCCGACCCCCGAACCGGUAGUUAGGAUCAGCUGCGAGCUUCUCAGGCCCGAGAAGAAUUUUUCCAACGCCGUAACUUCCGGCGGCGACGUGACCGCCGAACGACUGGCCGAGAGCUAUGCCGCCCUUUACAGCCAGGCCCAUUUGCAUACCUUGGAUGCUCUGGAUGCGCUGGAGCCCCUCAAGGAUGCGCCCGACUUGAAGGCCAAGAUCCUCUACUCGGUGGUCGUGCUCUCCUGGCGGCUGGCGGGCAUGAUCCAGACCUCGAGAUACGUCGAGGCCCUGAAGGUCCUUAGCGGCACCGAGAACGCGGCGCAAACGGUGACGCCGGGCCUGGAGGAAUGCGUGAAACGGCAGCUGGCUACUUCCGGCGCGAGAACCGGUUCCCGGGAGGUCGCCGAACAGGUGGUCAGCCAGCUGGAGAGGACGCUGUACGACUUUCCGUGUCUACGGGGAUGCGACGAGGUCAAGAGAUACGCCGCCGUGUGCUCCAGUUUGGCGUGGGCCUGUUUGGCACGCGCCAAGCCGCUGGUCCUCGACGUGGCCCAGGCCCUGGAGUUCAGGCGACAGGUUCACGUCAGGCACCACGCCUCUCCGAACCCGAACGGCACCAGGAUCAAGACGGUCCUGUGGCCGGGGCUCAGGGAAGGCUGCCAGGGUCCUUGUCUCCAUCGCGCGAUCGUCCUCACGACUUAAUCCUGCGGCGGCGAACCGAGGACAGAAAUGGUCCUGUCGACGGCGCCAGUCGAUGGCUACCCGCUGCACACCGGUGCGGUUCGGUACAGCGUGUGAUACACGCCCCGCCCAUUUCUAGGCGGGGCCUAGAAACCAUUCGGACCUGCCUCGUUGCUCUAAUUGGAGAGAGACUACGUCGGAGAGACGCAAUGGAGAGCUAAUCGGGUUUCUAGCAACGUCGCGAGCUCGGAGAAGUUCCUAGAGCAGGGCUCGGAAUUAAGUGCGCGCGAGACGGCGCUGCGAGGGCUACGCCUCCUGGCUCCCUUCACAUGUUUCGCUCACCCGUGGUCGCCGCUCUCGAUUCGGAGCGCAUCAGGCGCAUGUAUUUGUUAUUUUGCGCAUAUGUGUGCAGCAUUUAGGCGACCACGGAUGAGCAAGUCGCGCGACGGGAAUCAGGAGGCGUAGUCCUCGACAUCGCCGCGUCGCGUGCACUUAAUUCCGAGCCCUGAUCUAGGAACUUCACCGACCUCGCGACGUCGCUAGAAACGCGAUUAGGUUUCCAUUGCGUCUCUCCGACGCGAGUCUGACAACGAUACUUGAAAUUAAUCCGCGAGAUCCCGUAGACCUUGAAACAGAGUCCAUUAAAGUACGACUUUGAUCCGUGCGUCGCUUCUUCGGACUCGUUGCCAACGUUUCCGGAUUUCUCAGCAAAACUGCGCAAAUUCGCGACCGAUAAUUGUCGUUAGCCGUUGUUGCGGAUUCAUAACGGGAUCGAGCGGAUCGAUGAUAACCGACGCGACCGGCGCUGGAUCAUCGCGUAUGGAGGACGCGCGACUUCUACGCCACUGGCUGGUCCGAUCACCGCGCGUGCCUAGCCGCUGUCUUGAAUUUCCCGAGGGGAAUCGGAAUUAUAUUCAUACUCCGGCUUAUGUAACAGAAACAGGUCGCACUCUUUACCGUCACGGGAUAGGGUUUUAGCGGCCGACCGACGUGAUGAGAUUCUUUAAAACCGCCCGGACGAGAUAUCUGUCCCGAGAUGUUCGAAGAUUCCGUAUAGACCGUGAUUGGAGGCCGCGCUAACAGAGAACGAAUUCGAUUCAAUUCGAAUCGAUUUGAUUUCCAGUUUAGAGCCAAUCGCCGACGCGAAUUGCGGUUCAAGGAGACGCUGUCCCGCGACGAUCAUUUGUAAUUCGUUUGCGUAACACGUCACGGAAUCGCGUCUCUUUGUCCCAGAUUCGCCGGUGUCCGAGAAGCGGGCCCGGCUCGUCCCGGCGAGCCGAAAACUUCCGCGGAACUUGCAACGGGGAAACUUUUUCCGCGACAGAUGCCUCCCCGCGGCCGCGAGCCAACUUUUCCGCGCCGUCGCGAGCGAAUCGUGGAACUUUUGUAUUCGACGUGUGGCCGCAGAUGCCUCGAGAAUAUCGAUACGUCGCGACGGGAGCAGCAGCCGAUGAAACUCCUCUUCGAAUUCUCGGCACGCGCUUCGCCCAAUCCCCUCGUGUCCUCUUCGAGCCCUUCCCAUCCCUCUCCGUCACCGUCUAGCCUGGCUCUCCGAGAGGGUUGGAAACCCGCGAAAAACCCGGUCGUUCACGGAGCCGAAGUCCCUCCAGAGCCACUUCAUUGUUUUUCCACGACGGCGACGAGAGCGUUCGCACACUUUAGAUCGAACGAUCCGCGAGAAGGGUUCGCGGGAACUUUCUCGGAGCCUGUCCCCUCCCUCGUUUCGAACCGGUUGCUUCGUCCGGAGCGGAUCGAACGUAGCGAUCCGUGAAACGAUAUGUUUGAACGGGUCCGCUCGGACUACGCGGCGCGAACGAUCAGGGUCAAUUUUACCUAAUUGGCCUUUCUCUCCUGGCACAGCGUCGUCGUCGCGCCAGCGGUUACGCCCGCAUGCGAGCCGGAGGCUCGUGGACAAAUCUACAGGGUUCCCCGGAAAGAAUCAUCCGAUUUCAAAAAUUUAUAUUUUAACACUUAGCCGACCGAUCGAGUAGA
Molecule: messenger RNA, 4717 nt
Organism: Megalopta genalis
Lineage: Eukaryota; Metazoa; Arthropoda; Insecta; Hymenoptera; Halictidae
Source: RefSeq, a predicted model, not a curated record